Chenopodium quinoa (quinoa) is the source of this 2790-nucleotide messenger RNA. RefSeq names its product putative disease resistance protein At3g14460. Gene Ontology annotation, biological process: defense response to other organism. The record is from RefSeq and is a predicted model, not a curated record. The coding region runs from base 1 to 2790 and encodes 929 amino acids. Gene Ontology annotation, molecular function: ADP binding. NCBI's taxonomy places the organism in Eukaryota, Viridiplantae, Streptophyta, Magnoliopsida, Caryophyllales, Amaranthaceae. The transcript is spliced from 2 exons.
AUGGAGUAUGCUGCAAUUAUAUCUCCCUUGUUGAAGGCACUGAUUGACAUAACUCGAAAACGGCUUAGUAAUCUGAGUAAAAACUUGGAUUACGUUAAACAUUCUGCUGAGGAAGUGCCCGUGCUAAGAGCCCUUGUCAGUAAAGCAGUUGCCCUGCUUUAUAACAGGGAUCACAUCUUGCAGUUACAAGUUGACAACUUUGAUGUGCAAGAGCAGGUGUAUAUCAUCACCAGCAUCUGCUAUGAUGCAGAAGAUGCAGUCCAUGAGAUGGAAUUCGAGAGCAUGAUGAGCGCAUUGGAACCCGUUACUUGCAGAAGUGGUGCGGGGAUAUCUGUAAGACGCAAUCAUAAUAGGAUCAGGGAUCUUACAAAGAAACUAGAAGAUGCAGUGCAGAACUUGCAGAGCCACCUUCAGUCAGUCCAACCUCAAUUACCGGGGCAUGAGAAUAAUAUUCCUAUCGAUUGGUUUCUGCCUCCUAGUCCUGAUUUGCUUGUUGGAAGGAACGAGGAAAUUGAGGGCCUUGUUACGGAAUUGACAUCCCCUGAGAGGCAAUCUCUUGGUGUUACAAUAACCGGAAUGAAUGGGAUUGGAAAGACGGCACUUGCACAUAAGAUUCAGAAUCAUGCUAUAAUCAUGGCUAGAUAUCCUCUUAGACUUUGGGUUUCUCUUUCAGGCCCUUUUAACCCACAAGAAGUGCUCGAGGAAUUGGUAAAAGAUUACAUAAUAAAAUAUAAACGUCAGCUAGAUCAUGACCUUGUGCGUCACAAAAUCACUAAAAUCCUCCAGAAUAACAAGUGGUUGAUAGUUUUGGAUAACUUGUUAAAUGUGACGUCUAAGGAAGUUUGGUCUCAUUUCUGGUCUAUGAUUCAUAAUUUUCCUCAACAUGGAAAACUUAUCAUUACCACUGUCAAUCGUGAUGUUGCUCUUGCUACUAAGACUACUAGUCAUCGGAUGAAGUCUGUGCCAAACCUCGUUUGUGAACUACUGAUCACAAGGAUGCUCAAUAAAUCACGUGAUGUUGAGUAUGUUAGCACACUCGCUCAAAUGUGCCAUGGCUUCCCAAGGGUUGCCAUCAUCCUCGCCAAUCACUUCAAUAAUGAUAUAAUAGACAACCAAGAAGAUCAAGGGGGUACGUUGUUGAAUAGGGACCUGUGGGAAAUCCAAGAUUUCAAGAGAUUUUUUGUAAUAGCUCUUGCGACAAGUUACUCUAUGUUGGAACCACACUAUGUAAAGAUGUGCUUCUCCUAUUUCUCCCUCUUCCCUCCCGGCUAUCAUUUCAAAAGGGAGGACUUAAUCCACUUAUGGAUUGGAGAAAGGCUCCUACGAUGUCAAAGCAGAUCAAGCUUGGAGAACAUUGGGAUGGACUAUUUUCACACCCUUUGGAAAUGGUCUGUCAUUCAAGUGUCAGAAGACUCCAAUGAGCAGAAAACAUAUGAAAUUCACAAAUUUACUCACAUGUUUUCUGAACUUAUUGCUUCAAAAACAUGCCUCCGCUUGGAUGAAGAUGUGGAAACACGUCCUUGGGACAUUAGUAUUCGUCAUUUAUCCUUGGUGUGUCGAAAGCUACAACGUAGCACUUGGAACAACAUUCUAACUCUCAAGGGGCUGAGAACAUUUCUCCCACUAUGUCCUAUAAACAUCGGUAAAAGCAAUCUACAGCAUAUAUUGAAGAAUUUAGUUUACAUUCGAGUUCUUUCCCUCAGUGAAAGUGAUGUUGCUAUUCUUCCAGAGUGCAUAAAGAUGUUAAAGCUCCUUCGAUACCUUGACAUAUCAAAAACUCAAAUAGUAAGUUUGCCAAAUUCAGCAAGCCAACUUUACAACCUACAAAUUCUGAAGUUGAAAGGCUGUCCAAAGUUGAAAUCAUUACCCAAGGAUUUCAACAAAUUGCUUAGCUUACGACACAUAGAUUGGGAGAUAGCUGAUUUGAGACGUUUGACAUCAAUGCCAUCAGGCAUUGGCAAGCUCACUUGUCUUCAAACACUUCCUUUAUUUACAAUUGGUAAGACAGAAGGACAUACAAUCAGAGAGCUCAAGGAUAUGAAUCGUCUAAAAGGCUCGAUUUACAUCAAAAAUCUUGAAAAUAUCAAGGAUGAGAAAGAGGCGGCAGCAGCAGAGUUAUCUUGUAAGACUUCUAUUGAAAGGUUGGAGCUCGAGGUAAGUAAGGACAGGAUUGUUGGUCGAGAUGUUUUCAGGUCCCUCGAACCUCCCAACUCUGUCAAAAAGUUGCACAUAACAAAUUAUAGUGACCCUAUGUUUCCAGAAUGGCUAAGCCAUUUACAUAAGCUGGAAGAUCUUUACAUACAAGGGUGGCAUUGCAGCCGACUGUCAUCUAGUAGCAUUCGAUUCCCUCAGUCGCUACAAACACUGACAUUGAAAGACACAACAUUACCAAGGUUUCUUUGUUGCCGGGCACUGGAUGGAGUUGAUGCCACUGAUACACCCCACCUUCACCGUCUUGUCAUCAAGGAAUGUCCGAAUCAGACCAGCUUGCCUUCUCUUGAGCAUCUGACAUCAUUGACAGAUUUGCAAAUCAGUGAAUGUGACACACUUGGAGUGUUACCAGAGCUACCACCAUCACUCAACAAACUUACCAUCACUAAUUGUGCUUUUCUGAAGGAACGUUGUCAGCGAGGCGCUAGUGAGUGGCCAAAGAUAAGGCGCAUUCCAACUUUGGUGAUUGAUGGUAACUGCAUCAUAACAUCUUAUGACACUUUCAUGGGAAUUACUGAAGAGAGUCCAGGAUACAAAUCACUUUGGACAAGGGUCAACCAACUUUUCAGGGCAGCUUAA